Messenger RNA from Nilaparvata lugens (brown planthopper), 1373 nucleotides. RefSeq lists its product as uncharacterized. NCBI's taxonomy places the organism in Eukaryota, Metazoa, Arthropoda, Insecta, Hemiptera, Delphacidae. The transcript is spliced from 4 exons. The coding region runs from base 314 to 622 and encodes 102 amino acids. The record is from RefSeq and is a predicted model, not a curated record.
AGGAAAAAUUGUAAAAUCUAGGAGUCUUGACAGUGUGGACUCUGGAAUAAUUUUGGUGAAUUCUUGUGACAAUGAACCUUCAAGUUUGUUAGUAGAGUUUACGACACUGAAAAGAGCUUUCAAUACAAUCUUUGAUGCUUAUCGGCACAUAAAUGCCUUCUAUGCAGAUCAUAUUUUCAUAGGGUGUUUUUUCAUACUUUUUCUCUUAAUUCAUAUAAUUGUGGAAGGAACCAUUGCUCUGGAAACGAAUGCUUUCUCUGAAGGAGUCACUAACAUUUUUUUACAAGGAUUCUUCACACUAGUGGUGAACACAAUGUUCAUUAUUUUUGUCAUCUUUGAAGUGAGGAGUUACGAAAAUGAGGUGAGAUCAACAGAGGUUUUACUCUUGAAAGCAGCUAGCAAAGAAGAACUGAGUCCAAUUACAGACAAACUAAAGCGGAUGAGGAUGGAAUUGGCUCACUUGGAUACUCAUUUUGAUGUCUUGAGACUUUUCAAUCUCAAUGCAAAUAUACUCAUAAAGUUAUUCAAUUUUGGAAUUCUCAUUUUGAUCACUGGUUUGGAUAUACGGAAAGUUUUGAAAAGUCUUUCUCCAACAGCAUCUUCAAAUUCUACCACAGUGUAAUGGUGUAAUAUUUAAGAGCUUUGAAUAGCCUGCUUUUAUUGUAUUAAUCAUUGAUAAUUAUUACUAAAAGAAAAAAUCUAAGUUUUAUAUUGAUAGUAAUUUCUUAAUCAAUUAUUGAUUAUUUGAAUAUGGAAAGAAAUAGUUACUAUAAAAAAUUUAUCAAUUCAUGUUAGAAAUCAAUGUGCUUAAAUACGGUACUUGGUACCUGAUUCAAAAAUAUGGUAAGGCUAUAAGCUAAUAAAAUUGAAACACAAUGGAUUGAAUAGACCUACAUUAUUGUGAUGUCUAUGGAAAUGAUCUAUCAUGUUAAAUUUACAAUGCUGCACUAAUUCUAUAAACCAUAAGGUUUAAUUUUCUUUUUUAAUUCACUCACAUAAUCUCAGUAAUAUAUGACAGAUUAUACAUUGAAAUUGAAGUAGAAUGAGGAUGUAUUCUUGGAAAAAUGUUCUCUUCCAACAAACGUUCAAAUGAGUUUAAAUUGAAAAGAAGGAUUGAUUUUUUUCUAUAGAAACUAUGCUAUUAUAACUACUAGUAGGUAGCAGGAAGCUUGCUAUUUAGUGCUGUUGUGGUUUUAAUAUUUAUUCAUUCUUUCUUAUGAAUAAACCAGUUUCUCCCGAUUCUCCUGUUUUCUAAUGCAAUCUGCUCAUUUUGUCUGCACCUUGACCUCAUGCAUUACAGAUUUUAAUCGCACUAAAAGCUUUGUAUCCUACAUGCUAGACAAGUAGCUUAUGGAAUAAAUGAGAUUCAGCAA